AUGAAAUCCGCAAAAAAUCGUUCUCGAAUAGUUUUGGGUAUUCUCACAGAUCAACAAUUGAUGAAUACUCUUGUCAUUGCUUCUCGACAAACAUGGAUACCUUCUUUUCCGUAUGAUCUCUUUUACUUUGUUGGUCGACGUCAUGAACAUUCUCUUCAAUUUUCACGAAAAUUAAAUGUUGUCGAGUUACCUACAGAUGACACUGAAUAUCCACCAGUGAACAAAACAUUUCUUAUGUGGACCUAUUUUUAUAUGCAACAUUUAUCUCGUUAUGACUACUUUAUGGCUAUUGAUGCGGACACUUAUGUAAAUGUUGAAAAUUUGCAAAUAAUGCUGAACGAGAUCAAAUGUCAAGAUUGCUAUGUUGGUUAUCCAGCUAAAGGAGAGCCAUACGAGCAAAAACAGCUAGGACUGCGUGCUCCAUACUGUCUUGGUAUGGGCUAUGUGAUUGCUCGCAAUACACUUGGUCAAUUCGCUCCACACAUCGAAAUUUGUCGUCGAUCAACUGUAGCAAACCAUUCUGAUACUGAAUUAGGACGAUGUAUUUAUCGAUUCGCAUCAGGUCUAUCAUGUACAAAGACCCCAAUUUCGCUAGAAAGAGUUAUGUACACAACGAAUAAUCAAGGAGCCAUCAUUCGAUUUACACACGAUUCAAGAGGACGACUUCUAAUAGAAUUUCCAAAAGCACCACCAACUCGAUUCUUCAAAGCUGCUCUUGUUCAUCCGUUAAAAACAUCUCAUGCGUUUUAUCAAUUUCAUCGUCAAGUCAAACUGCAAUUACGACCCAUACUGCCACCAGCUUUCUUGAACGGUAGCUGCGUAGCUAAUCCAGUCAUUCAAAAUGAAAUCUAUCCUCAAAAUCGACCUGUACUUGAAUGUCGAUUGCGAAUACCAAAGCAAUCUGUUUAUAAUCUAAGUUCUCUAAGUGCUUUUGUAAUUACUUUGCGAGGUUAUGAGCAGCGUGUGCAGCGAACAAUCAAUAAAUUUGAAAAACACGACAUUCAUCUACAACCUUUCUAUGGUGUAUCAAAUGUUAGUAUUCCGAAUACGACAAAUAUAACCAAAGGUGAAUGGAACCUUCGGUUGACAAUGAUUCGUUUGAUAGAAACGGCAAUCAAAGCUAACCUGCAGCAAGUUCUUAUAGUUGAGGAUGAUGCUAUUCCACAUCGUCGCUUCAGUCAUCUUUUCAAGGCAUUGAUCCAUGACCAUCGAUGCAGAGAAUGUGUGUCUGGUGGUAUCUUGAUGCUUGGAUCAACGACAUGGUCUGCUGGUUGGAAAACUCUCGAUCGAUACAACACUGUCGAAACGGGAAUGUGCCGCAAUAUAGGCACAGAGACCUACGGAUCGUUUGCCAUUCUAUUCCAUCAUGCAACAUUCCAACCAAUUCUUGCUUGGUUGAAGGCAAAGAUCAUACCACAACCUUACGAUUUUGUAUUUGCUCAUCUUGUUCGUCUCGGUUAUCCUGUAAGACUUGCUUUGCCAAAUCUUGUUAUCAGUGAUAUUAGACAUGAAUCACUUAUUCGACCUCGUCCUAACAACACUUCUUUCCAUAAUCUAACACUUCGGGCAAAAAUUCAUCGUUGGGAAAUAGAAAAUUACAUGAUUUCAUCUUUAGAUAAAAUAUAUUGA
Messenger RNA from Rotaria sordida, 1629 nucleotides. The record is from the annotation of a GenBank genome assembly. Lineage: Eukaryota; Metazoa; Rotifera; Eurotatoria; Philodinida; Philodinidae.